Aphanomyces astaci is the source of this 2826-nucleotide messenger RNA. RefSeq lists its product as hypothetical. Lineage: Eukaryota; Oomycota; Saprolegniomycetes; Saprolegniales; Verrucalvaceae. The transcript has 14 exons. The record is from RefSeq and is a predicted model, not a curated record. Gene Ontology annotation, molecular function: protein-lysine N-methyltransferase activity. Gene Ontology annotation, biological process: peptidyl-lysine monomethylation. The coding region runs from base 32 to 2329 and encodes 765 amino acids.
GGACUUUGGAAUCCGAAACGCUUUUCGUGGGAUGGUGAACAUGGGAAUCAAGCGCCGGAAGGCAGGGACACUGGAGGCGGGUGGCCUGUCGUGGCGAUGGGUGGCUUCCCCUGUCCUCGUAGGUGUCUUGUCGCUCCUGUGGCUUCAUGUGUUUGCACCGCCUCCCCCGACAACCGAGAUGCAACUCCGCGCUUUCGAAGCGUGGAUUCGGCAACACGGUGGUCGGAUCGGCAACGUGCAGCUCGCUGCGUUCCCUGGCAUGGGCAUUGGUGUGCAAACGACCAGCGACAUCACGGAGAAGGAUGAAGUGCUGUAUUUGCCGCGCGACCUUGUCAUAUGCCGUGACACCGUCACCAAGCAGCUCCCGCGCGAGUUUCUGCGCACGGGACCCCAUGCCGACGACGACCUUCUAGCCACGUUCUUGUUGCUCGAGCGCCUCAAAGGCCCCGCGUCCAAGUGGGCACCCUACUUGGCCGUCUUGCCAUCGGUCAUUCCGUCACCCAUGAGCUUUACAAAGCACCAAGUCGCAGCUCUUCAUGACGAGGCGUUGAUUCAGUUGAUUGGCGACGCCAAGCGCAGCACCACCGCCGCAUUCAAGGCGUUGCUGAGAAAGUUGUCGGCAGUACUCAAGAAACGCAAGGCGUCGUUGAGUUUGGACGACUAUAUUUGGGCAACGUCUGUGCUCGGAUCCAGGGCGCUGACCAUCCAAGGCGUGCGCUACCUCGUACCCUUUGCCGACAUGUUCAACGGCCAGUCGCAUCCGUCGGCACGAUUGGCAAACAACGGCGCUCGAUUUUUGGAAUUUCACCAAUUGUCCAACCAUGGCGACGUGCGUAUCUUGGCCGAUCGCCCGUGUGCCAAGUUCGACCAACUCGUUGAAGAUUAUGGCGAUAAUGACAAUUACAUAUAUUUCAUGCACCACGGGUUUACCAUGUCUCAGAACCCAUUCGACUGCGUCCGACUACCGCUGCCGUCGCCGUCUUCCUCCAAAGCCAAUGUAUUGGCGUCCUAUGGCGUGCCAUCUUCAAAGCACAUUUGCGUGCAGCCCACUGGCGACACGUUGGAUAUUGUGGGGUGGGCGAUCUUGCAAGCUCUGGUGCUGACCGACGGGGACGCCCAGACAUGUGCGACGACCCACACGUGUUUGGAGUUUGAGUCGCCGGGGAAGGUGAUGACUCAUGCGGACGCGGCGGCGUGGGUGCUGGCGGCGACCACGGCGGCUCUGCAGGCGUUUGCUACGACAGCCGACGAAGACGAACACGUGCUGUCCACGAACGCCACGACGAUGUCUCCUAAUAUGCAGUUGGUCAUAACAUUUCGACGGCAACGCAAGCUUAUAUUGCAGCAGCUUGUAGUUACUCUAACAGCAGCGACCGCCUCGUCCCGUCCGGCGUCGGAGGCGAACGUUGUCGCAGACGCCGCCGCCGUGUCUCCUGAACCGGCGAACAGCGUGGACGACAAGAUCCGCCGGUUUCACCAGUGGUUUAACAGCCUCACGACGACCAAUAAACUGCAUGUUCGGUACAUGGGGCCUGCGAUGGGGUACGGGACGUUUGCUACCGAGGACAUCGCUGCCGACGACGUUUACGUGGGGGUACCCACUGCCAGCAUCCUCGACUCGACAUCUGCGACACGGCACCCCCACCUCGCAACCGUGUUUCGAACGCUGUCACAGACGUCUGGCCACCGCGACCGCAUGCACGAACUGGUACUGCACCUCAUACACGAAAGGUUUGUCCGACAAGAAGAGUCGCCGUUUGCCCCGUACUUGGCCUUGUUGCCGCCGCUGCUAGAGGACGGCGCGGUGCCGUUGAUGUACUCAGCCAAACAAUUGGCGGCGCUAAAGUCGGUGGACUUGCAUGAGGCGGUCGUGGCGUACCAGUUGCAAGUGGAGAAAUCGUACCAAGCGAUCCAUCGCGUGGUGCUAUCCAGGUUUCCCGAGAUAUUCCCAGCCAGCGUGUUUACAUGGGAGCGGUAUCGGUGGGCGCGGUACAUUCUCGACACGCGCAGCAUUUGGUGGCAAGGGGAGCGUCACUUGGUGCCGAUGCUCGACAUGGUCAACUGCCAAGAAGGUCCUGCGAACCAGCCACCGGCGCGGGUCCAUCGCACGGCGCUGUCGGCGGACGGACGCGUCGCCGUCACCAGAGCCGCAUGGGCGUUCCCUUCCAACUCCCAAGUCGUCGAGAACUACGGACAGCCCAAUUGGAUCUACUUUUUGUACCAUGGCUUUGUCUUGUCCAAGAACAGCCACGAUUGCGCGCACAUUGUGCUGGACAUGGAGUCGCCCAUGCAAAAGAUCCAAGCCUCGGACCUGUACGAGGUAUGGUGAAGGAAAUAUGCUAAUGCGUGGAUGGAAGAUGAUGGGGUUGGGAUAGAGGUAUGUGGCCAAGGUGCGCCACGUUGGACUCACGUCUCUGCGCCCGGACUUUUGUCUGUCGACCCACGCUAUUCCCAAGCAAGCACUACAAGCUGCAGCGUUGUACACUGAGUUGCACGCGUUGUCCGACGUCACGUACAUCAUGGAUGGAAGCAGCGACGUCGACGGGGACGCGAAGACGCGCGAGGUGAAGGCCCUGCGCUUGGUGUUGCAAAAGCGGCUUGACGCGCUCGGAGGCGUUGAAAUGCCGUCCUCGACCGAGGGGUUCAACGGCGACGUCCUUCGCGUGUACAUGGACCAGCAGCAUCUCCUCCUUACCCGCCUCAUCGACACGCUCGACACCAAGUUGCUGGAGCCGCUCAUGUAACGUUGUUCAAUUGUCCAAAUGGAUUUCGAAGAACACACACUCAUAUCCGGAUAAUCGAGUAAUGGAUAUUCUUAUGCGGAUG